GGGGUCGCGCUGGGGGAGUGAACUGGGCCAAUCAGGCGGGUGCGUGGCGGCGCGGGGAGGCGGUGCCCCUGCACUCCUCCCUCCUCUCCCUCCCGACCCCGCGCUGACAGGGGGGCCUGGCCGCGCCGCCGAACUUUGACACUUCGUGCCAUGUCAUUCUCUAGAGCAAUAAUGAACGUUGACCUGUUUUGGAUUAGUUGAUGACCUUUGGAAAUGAUCCAGUAUCUGCUGUGGAGAAGCCGAGUAUAAUCCAUUUGGAGUGAACAGCCCAGAUUGUUACUGAAGUUUCAAGAUGACAGACCCAAUGAUGGACUUUUUCGAUGAUGCCAAUCUUUUUGGUGAGACCUUAGAAGGUUUGUCAGAUGACGCAUUUGUACAACCAGGACCUGUCUCACUAGUUGAUGAAUUGAACUUGGGUGCAGAAUUUGAACCUUUGCACAUAGACUCACUGAACCAUGUUCAGGGUACUCCAACACAUCAGAAGAUGGCUGAUUUCGAACAGUUAAAUCAGUUUGAUUCACUAAAAUUUCAUCAAGUUAAUCAGUCUUUUGGUAGCCCAGCUGAACAUGUGUUGUCUCCACACUCUCAGUUUAAUUGCUCUCCGAUCCACCCGCAAAACCAAUCCAAUGGUUUGUUUCCAGAUGUAGGAGAUGGCAGUCCAAUGUGGGGCCAUCAGACAGCUACUAGCAUCUCAAAUCAAAAUGGGUCUCCUUUUCACCAACGAGGACAUUCACACUCUAUGCAUCAAAAUAAAAGCUUUGUGGCACACCAUGACUUUACCUUAUUUCAGGCCAAUGAACAACCGACACAGUGUACAUCACUACGCUCACAACAAAACAGAAAUAAUCUUAACCCAGGGCAAAAUUCUCUUAGCCAGUCUAAAAAUUUUAUGGAUGUUAAUGUUUCUGGUCCACACAGAGUCAGUGUUAACCACCCACCACAAAUUACUAAUGCAUCUGCUUCACAACAGUCUCUUUCGAUGCAGCAGUUUUCUCAGACGUCAAACCCUUCAGUACACUUCCUCAAGUGUAGUAAUCAUCAAGAAGGAAAUUUUAACGGACCUUCUCCAAAUCUGACUUCUUGUUCUGUCAGUAAUUCACAGCAGUUUUCUUCACAUUAUUCCUUUUCCAGUAAUCAUAUCUCAUCAAACAGUCUUCUUCAGUCCUCUGCAGUUCUUGCUUCUAAUCAUACAAAUCAGACUUUAUCUGAUUUUACUGGAAGUAAUUCCUUUUCACCUCACAGGGGAAUCAAGCAAGAAUCCACUCCGCAUAUCCUAAACCCCAGUACAUCAUCGUUGAAUUCUAAUAAUUUCCAAAUGUUGCAUCCGUCACAUCCUCAGGGUAAUUAUAGCAAUUCAAAAUUAUCUCCUGUGCACAUGAACUUCCCAGAUCCUGUUGACUCAGGAACUCAAAUGGGCCAUUUCAAUGAUCAUGUAGAAACUAAUGGCUUUUCGUCUUUAGAAGAGAAUUUACUUCAUCAAGUGGAGUCUCAAACCGAGCCGUUCACAGGACUUGACCCAGAGGACCUUCUUCAGGAGGGUCUCCUUACCCAAUAUGAUGAGUCAGCAUUUGGGCAAGAUAGUUCAAGUCAUGUCUUAGAUCACGACCUUGAUCAGCAGUUUACUUCACAUCUUGUAACACGGCCUUCGGAUGUGGCUCAAGCUCAGCUGCAGAGUCAGGCCCGUAGCUGGCAUUCCUCGCUUGUUCAUCAGCAGCACUUACAGGACAGAAACCGCCUGUGUUUACAGCGACAGCCUCCAUCUUCCAAGAAGAGUGAUGGUUCUGGGACAUAUACUAAGUUGCAGAAUACCCAGGUGAGGGUCAUGUCUGAGAAGAAGCAAAGAAAAAAGAUGGAAUCAGAAAGCAAGCAAGAAAAGGCUAAUCGUAUAAUAUCAGAGGCCAUAGCAAAAGCAAAGGAGCGUGGGGAGCGCAAUAUUCCACGAGUAAUGAGCCCUGAAAACUUUCCUAGUGCUUCAGUUGAAGGAAAAGAGGAAAAAAAAGGCAGAAGGAUGAAAUCCAAGCCCAAGGACAAAGAGAGCAAAAAAACAAAAACUUGUUCCAGAUUAAAAGAGAAAACAAAAAUUGGGAAACUCAUUAUUACAUUGGGUAAGAAACAAAAAAGAAAGAAUGAGUCUUCAGAUGAAACGUCUGAUACAGAGCAGAUGACACAGCAUGCAUUGAAAGAUGAGGACUCUCAAAAAAGAAGAUCAAAUCGACAAAUUAAAAGAAAAAAAUAUGCAGAAGAAGCAGAAGGGAAGCAAUGUGAAGAAGCAGUUAAAGGUUCUAUGAAAAUAAAAAGAAAUUCAGCUCCCUUACUUGGUGAACAGCCCUUACAAUUAUUUGUGGAGAAUCCCAGUGAAGAAGAUGCUGCAAUUGUGGACAAAAUAUUAUCUUCUAGAAUUGUGAAAAAGGAAAUGUCCCCUGGAGUGAUGAUUGAUAUAGAAGAAUUUUUUGUAAAAUACAAGAAUUACUCCUAUCUUCACUGUGAAUGGGCUACAGAAGAACAGCUUUUGAAAGAUAAAAGGAUCCAGCAGAAAAUCAAACGAUUUAAAUUGAGACAAGCACAAAGAGCACAUUUCUUCUCAGAUAUGGAAGAAGAACCAUUUAACCCAGACUAUGUUGAAGUAGACAGAGUAUUGGAAGUUUCAUUUUGUGAAGAUAAGGAUACUGGUGAGCCUGUUAUUUACUACUUAGUAAAGUGGUGCUCAUUGCCAUAUGAAGAUAGUACUUGGGAACUAAAAGAAGAUGUAGAUCUUGCAAAAAUAGAAGAGUUUGAACAAUUGCAAGCUUCAAGGCCUGACACAAGACGCUUGGAUCGUCCGCCUUCUAAUAUUUGGAAAAAAAUAGAUCAAUCCAGGGACUACAAAAAUGGCAACCAACUCAGGGAAUAUCAACUAGAAGGACUCAACUGGCUGUUGUUCAAUUGGUACAAUAGACGAAACUGCAUUUUAGCAGAUGAAAUGGGUCUUGGCAAAACCAUUCAGUCAAUUACAUUCCUCUACGAAAUCCUCCUGACCGGUAUACGAGGACCUUUCCUGAUUAUCGCUCCACUUUCCACUAUUGCAAACUGGGAGAGAGAGUUUCGUACAUGGACUGAUAUUAAUGUGGUGGUUUAUCACGGGAGCCUGGUUAGCAGACAAAUGAUACAGCAGUAUGAGAUGUACUUCAGGGACUCCCAGGGGCGUAUCAUUCGAGGAGCUUACAGAUUCCAAGCCAUCAUCACUACUUUUGAAAUGAUUCUUGGAGGCUGUGGAGAACUUAAUGCAAUUGAAUGGCGAUGUGUGAUUAUUGAUGAAGCACAUAGGUUAAAAAAUAAAAAUUGUAAACUCCUGGAAGGUCUGAAACUCAUGAAUCUGGAACACAAGGUGCUUUUGACUGGCACGCCUCUCCAAAAUACAGUUGAAGAACUAUUCAGUCUUCUUCAUUUUCUUGAACCCUUAAGGUUUCCCUCUGAAUCAACAUUUAUGCAAGAAUUUGGGGAUCUGAAAACAGAAGAACAGGUACAGAAACUUCAAGCUAUCCUGAAACCAAUGAUGUUGAGACGAUUGAAAGAAGAUGUGGAAAAAAAGUUGGCACCUAAGGAAGAAACCAUCAUUGAAGUAGAACUUACUAACAUUCAAAAGAAAUACUACCGGGCUAUUUUGGAGAAGAACUUUUCGUUUUUGUCCAAAGGAGCAGGACAGACUAACGUACCUAACUUGGUGAACACCAUGAUGGAGCUCAGAAAGUGCUGUAACCAUCCAUACCUUAUUAAAGGUGCUGAGGAGAAAAUACUUGGAGAAUUUAGAGAUACGUAUAAUCCAGCUGCUUCUGAUUUUCAUCUUCAAGCAAUGAUCCAGUCCGCUGGUAAAUUGGUCCUUAUAGAUAAGCUGCUCCCCAAAAUGAAAGCAGGGGGUCAUAAAGUGCUCAUCUUCUCUCAGAUGGUACGGUGCCUUGACAUCCUGGAGGACUAUCUUAUACAUAAAAGAUAUUUAUACGAGCGGAUUGAUGGAAGAGUCAGAGGGAAUCUGCGACAAGCUGCUAUAGACCGAUUUAGCAAACCUGAUUCGGAUCGAUUUGUUUUUCUUCUGUGUACCCGAGCUGGUGGGUUAGGCAUCAACCUAACUGCAGCUGAUACAUGUAUUAUUUUUGAUUCUGAUUGGAAUCCUCAAAAUGAUCUUCAGGCCCAAGCUCGUUGCCACAGAAUUGGUCAGAACAAAGCAGUUAAAGUCUACCGACUGGUAACUCGUAAUUCAUAUGAGAGAGAGAUGUUUGACCGAGCCAGCUUGAAACUGGGUCUGGAUAAAGCUGUGUUACAGAGCAUGAGUGGAAGAGAAAGCAAUGGCGGUGGUAUUCAACAGCUUUCUAAAAAAGAAAUAGAAGACCUGCUGCGAAGAGGUGCGUAUGGUGCCAUUAUGGAGGAAGAAGAUGAAGGCUCUAAAUUCUGUGAAGAGGAUAUUGAUCAGAUUUUACAACGUCGUACAAAAACUAUUACAAUUGAAUCAGAAGGACGGGGGUCAACAUUUGCCAAGAACAGCUUGGUUAUUGACACUCCAAGAAUUAGGAAGCAAACAAGACCCUUUAGUGCCACAAAAGAUGAAUUGGCUGAGUUAUCUGAAGCUGAAAGUGAAGGAGAUGAGAAGCCCAAACUCCGGAGACCAUGUGACCGUUCCAAUGGCUAUGGAAGAACUGAAUGCUUUAGAGUAGAGAAAAAUCUGCUAGUUUAUGGGUGGGGCCGAUGGAGAGAGAUUCUCUCUCACGGUCGUUUUAAAAGGCAGCUGAAUGAGCAUGAUGUUGAGAUAAUUUGCCGAGCCCUCUUGGCAUAUUGCCUUGUUCACUACCGAGGAGAUGAGAAAAUUAAAGGGUUCAUAUGGGAUCUCAUUACUCCAACUGAAGAUGGCCAAACAAGGGAGCUGCAGAAUCAUCUAGGCCUGUCAGCUCCGGUACCCAGAGGUCGUAAAGGGAAGAAGGUGAAAACUCAAACAAGCUCAUUUGAUAUACAAAAAGCAGAAUGGCUUCGAAAAUAUAAUCCUGAGCAGCUACUUCAAGAUGAAGGCUAUAAAAAACAUAUAAAACACCAUUGUAAUAAGGUUUUGCUUCGUGUGAGAAUGCUGUAUUAUCUAAAGCAAGAAGUCAUUGGAAAUGAGUGUCAAAAAGUAUUUGAUGGCGUUGAUGCAAGUGACAUUGAUGUUUGGGUCCCAGAGCCAGACCACUCAGAAGUUCCUGCUGAGUGGUGGGAUUUUGAUGCUGAUAAAUCACUCCUUAUUGGAGUUUUUAAACACGGUUAUGAAAAAUAUAACACUAUUCGAGCAGACCCAGCAUUGUGCUUCUUGGAAAGAGUGGGGAAACCUGAUGAGAAAGCAGUUGCCGCUGAACAGAGAGCAAAUGAUUACAUGGAUGGGGAUGGGGAAGAUCCGGAAUACAAACCUGCCCCAGCUGUCUUUAAAGAUGAUAUAGAGGAUGAUGUUUCUUCACCAGGCGACCUUGUUAUAGCAGAUGGCGAUGGUCAACUGAUGGAGGGUGAUAAAGUUUAUUGGCCAACUCAGUCAGCUUUAACCACGCGGCUGAGGCGUCUCAUCACUGCAUAUCAACGUACCAAUAAAAACAGACAGAUCCAGCAGAUGCCGCCAGCCUUCCCAAUGCCUGCCAGUGUCAUGCAGCCUCUUUACGAAGAAGCCACUCUUAACCCUAAAAUGGCAGCCAAAAUAGAAAGACAGCAGAGAUGGACAAGGAGAGAAGAAGCUGACUUUUAUAGAGUUGUAUCUACAUUCGGAGUGGUAUUUGAUCCUGACAGAGGCCAGUUUGAUUGGACAAAAUUUCGAGCUAUGGCUCGGCUGCAUAAGAAAACUGAUGAUAGUUUGGAGAAGUAUUUGUAUGCAUUCAUGUCUAUGUGUCGAAGGGUUUGCCGUCUUCCUUCCAAAGAAGAAUUGGUGGAUCCAAAUAUUUUUAUCCAGCCUAUCACAGAAGAACGUGCUUCUAGGACUUUGUAUCGCAUUGAACUUCUAAGAAAAGUACGGGAACAGGCUCUCCGACAUCCACAGUUAUUUGAACGCUUAAAGCUUUGCCAUCCAAAUCCAGACUUACCCAUCUGGUGGGAAUGUGGCCCUCAUGAUAGGGAUUUACUUGUUGGAGCUGCUAAACAUGGAGUGAGCCGAACAGACUAUCACAUUCUUCGUGAUCCUGAACUCUCAUUUAUGGCAGCUCAAAGGAACUACAGUCAAAGUAAGAUGGCUCAUUGCAGGACUUCUACCCCACUUUUACAGCAAUAUCAAGUAGCACUUUCUGCUUCUUCUCUCACCUCUCUACCUAGAGUCCUAGAUGCUAAAGGUAUAAUUCUAGAGGAUAUGAAAGUUAAAAAUGAAAACCUUAAAGAGGAGCCUCAGUCUUCUGAAGAAGAAUCUAUGUCUUCUGAGGAAACCAGGACACUAAUAAAGUCUGAGCCUGUCAGUCCAAAGAAUGGUGUUUUACCACAGGCUACUGGAGACCAGAAAUCUGGUGGAAAAGGAGAAACAGACAGACGCAUGGUUGCAGCCAGAACAGAACCCCUAACUCCAAACCCAGCUUCUAAGAAACAGCGAGUCCACAAACGAGGGUCAGAAUCUAGUUCUGAUUCUGACUCUGAUUCCGAGAGGUCAUCUUGUUCUUCCAGGUCAUCUUCCUCUUCUUCCUCCUCCUCCUCUUCUUGUUCCCACUCUCGAUCAGGUUCUAGUUCUUCUUCAUCCUCAUCUUGUUCUUCGGCAUCAUCUUCUUCUUCCUCUUCCUCCUCCUCCUCAUCAUCCUCUUCAUCUUCGUCCGAAGAGAGUGACAGUGAAGAAGAGGAAAUCCAAAAGCGAGCAGAAGGUACCCCUCACAUGAAAGCCUAUGAUGAAGAAAGUGUUGCAUCACUGAGCACUACGCAGGAUGAGACUCAGGAUAGUUUCCAGAUGAACAAUGGGACACCAGAGUCUGCUUACAUCUUACAAGGUGGCUAUAUGCUGGCAGCAUCGUAUUGGCCAAAGGAUCGCGUGAUGAUCAACCGGUUGGACAGUAUUUGUCAAACAGUUCUGAAAGGGAAGUGGCCUUCAGCUAGAAGAAGUUAUGAUGCUAAUACAGUGGCCUCUUUCUAUACCACAAAACUGCUGGACAGCCCUGGAGCAGCUACAGAAUAUAGCGAGCCCAGUGUACCCACUCCCCCAGGUGCAGGUGUUAAAGAAGAACAUGAUCAGUCACCACAGAUGUCAAAGGUGAAGAAGCAUGUACGAGAAAAGGAGUUUACAGUGAAAAUCAAAGACGAAGGUGGUUUGAAAUUGACAUUUCAGAAGCAAGGACUUGCUCAGAAGAGAUCAUUUGAUACUGAAGAUGGUGCUCUGGGGCAGCAACAGUACCUCACACGCCUUCGGGAGCUUCAAAGCGCAUCAGAGACCAGCCUUGUCAAUUUUCCAAGAUGCCCACCAGUAUCAGGUACUUCCAUUCAAUCAGCUCUUGGUGCCAAUGGAGUGAUACUAGACAACCAGCCUAUAGUCAAAAAAAGGCGAGGAAGGAGGAGGAAUGUAGAAGGUGUUGACAUCCUCUUUUUUAACAGAAACAAACCACCUAAUCACGUUACUAUAGGCAUAACCACCUCACAGGUUUCUACAGGGAUAAGUCCAGCUCUUUCCUAUACUCAACCUCAAGGAAUACCUGAUACGGAGAGUCCAGUUCCAGUUAUUAACCUUAAAGAUGGGACGAGACUUGCAGGUGAUGAUGCACCGAAGAGAAAAGAUUUGGAAAAAUGGCUUAAGGAGCACCCGGGUUAUGUGGAAGAUUUAGGAGCAUUUAUUCCUAGAAUGCAGCUUCAUGAAGGAAGGCCGAAACAGAAAAGGCACCGUUGCAGAAACCCCAAUAAAUUAGAUGUUAAUAGUCUCACUGGAGAAGAACGUGUUCAGCUGAUUAACAGAAGAAAUGCUAGAAAGGUUGGAGGUGCAUUUGCUCCCCCACUGAAAGAUUUAUGUCGAUUCCUGAAAGAAAAUUCAGAAUAUGGAGUAGCUCCUGAAUGGGGAGAUGUGGUUAAGCAAUCUGGAUUUCUUCCAGAAAGUAUGUAUGAACGUAUUCUCACUGGUCCUGUCGUAAGAGAGGAAGUAAGCAGGCGAGGAAGACGGCCUAAAAGUGGGAUUUCCAAGGCUGCUGCAGCGGCGGCAGCAGCUGCAAACGUGACAAGUGUUUCAGGCAGUCCUUUGUUAGCCAAUGGAUUACUUCCAGGUGUGGAUCUGACAACUCUUCAGGCCUUACAACAAAACCUGCAAAAUUUGCAGUCACUACAAGUAACUGCAGGGCUGAUGGGAAUGCCUGCUAGCCUGUCUUCUGGAGGAGAAGCUAAAAACAUGGCCACCAUGUUCCCCAUGCUGCUGUCAGGAAUGGCUGGAUUACCAAAUCUGCUGGGCAUGGGAGGACUCCUGACAAAGCCUGCGGAAUCUGGGACAGAAGAGAAAAAGGGAAAUGACUCUAAGGAGCUAGAAGGAAAAAAAGAAAGGACAGAGAGCCAAAAUUCAGAGAAUGGUGGAGAAAACUCAGUGUCAGGUUCUCCUUCUACGUCCUCUUCUGCUGCAUUAAAUACAGCUGCAGCUGCCAACCCAUUAGCUAUUAACCCACUGUUACUAUCUAAUAUACUUUAUCCAGGGAUGCUUCUCACUCCAGGCCUUAAUCUUCAUAUUCCAACUUUGUCCCAGUCCAAUACUUUUGAUGUACAGAAAAACAAAAACAAUGACUUAGGCUCGUCAAAGUCUGUAGAAGUAAAGGAAGAAGAUUCCAGAGGCAGAGAUCAGGAAGACAAAGGGGGAACUGAGCUGAGUCCUCUCAAUGAAAACAGCACAGAUGAGGGUUCAGAGAAAGCCGACGCUUCAUCUGGAUCUGAUAGUACGUCAUCAUCCUCCGAGGACUCAGAUUCUAGUAAUGAAGACUGAUUCCUAACUCUGCACUUAAAUUAUGAACUGAAUUUGGGUUCUUAUUCUUUAAUUAUUAAUUGUAAAUAUCCCAGUGUUGAGUGCAUCAAUAACUUACUGACCGAACAUUUCAGUUAUUUGUUUAGAAGUGCAAACUGCUUUCAGAGACAUUUUGCAUGUAAUAUUUCUUAAGAUUCAUAAGUUUCCGAACUCGUAUGUACUAUCAAAUACAUAAAGGUGUAAAAUUACAACAAAAGGCAUUAUAAUUUUGUUGGGGGUUAAUUUUAUGAAAAUUAUGCUCAAUAAGAGUUGUAUAUUUAAUAUAUUUGCAGUGAACACAGAAUACUUUAUGCAUAUUACUGAUUUAAUUUGAAUAUAGUUUUACAGCCUCCUUGACACCUAUAAUUUACAGAUCAAAACUCAGCAAUAAUUUGGGCAGCUAAUGAAUGUCAUGAAAGCUGUAGAAUCUACAUCACCAUCCAUUGCUUUAAUUACAUGAAAAUGCUCUAGUGUUGUGAUGCACUGCUGAUGUUUCCAAUUCAGGUACAAGUGUGUUUUAAAGAAGAAAUAAGUUUCCCAAUCAGCCAAUUUAACUGGCUACCUGUUACCUCAGCUGAGUUAGUUUAGGAAGUUUACAUUCGUUUCUAAUUCUAUACUUGUUUUCAGGGGUUUUUUAAACACAUCCUAUAUAUCAUGCUAAUCUGGCAAGAAAUAUGACUUGCUUUUUUUGCUGAGCUUAACUCUGAUAUCAGUGAAAGUAAGUCGUAAAAUAAUCUUGUGUCAUGUGACUUUGGCACCCUAUAGACAUACUUAUUUUUAACUUUUCAAAGUUUGGCCUCCUAUUAGAAAUAAUUAUGUCUCUGAUUGACUAGUGUCUGUUUCCAGGGUUCAGAAAAGGCAAACUCACGAAUGCCACCGUAAAGAACUUUCAACACAGCAUACUUCAUGUACAAGAAGUCGUUUGUUUGCUUUCUUUGUGUUUUAUGUCAUGGAAAUCUUCCAAAAUUAACAAAUAGUGGAAAACUAAUAUGCAGACUGUCUAAAUUCAUUUGAGUUUCUAGGUGUAAGCAGAUAAAACAUUGCCCAGAAUCAGUGUUGGGUUAUCAGUUUAUAUUAAAUAUGCUGAGUUGACCGUUUUGAAAAUGCACUUUGAAUAAUCUCAAAAAGAUAAACAAGUUAUACCUGUAAGCCACAAAAACGAAGCCAGAGGCUUCUGUUCAAUUUCUUAGAACCCUUUGCCAUGUAAAAUUUGUCUGGUAUUUGAUUUGUGAUACAGUUUCUCCUGCAUAAGCUGCUAUUAUUCCGACAAGGUAGAGGUCCAGGUUUACCUUCGUGUACAUUUAAAACAAUUAGAACUAAAUUGGACUUAAAAAUGUUAUUUACAUUCUAAGGAGAGGUAAAUGUCAGCAUUUUUCUGGUACUCAAGUCAGCGAUAAAGUUUGCAAGGGGAUAAAUUUAGGGGUUAAAGUUAUCCCAGUUCUCUCCCACAGAAAACAGACGUUUUUGACGGAACUCUUGUUGCUUUACCAUGAAUUCAGCAAUUGCAUUCGGCUUUACCAAGACCUGUACCAGUAAAUUAUGUUUCUGUAUGUAAAAUACUAACCCCAUUAUUAGAGAAACAGUGUUAUAUGUAUUUACAAAAUUAUAUAAGUUCCAUUGGGAUUGUAUUGAUUUUUGUAUUUUCCCAAAACAGUACUUUUAAUCGAUGGUCUUUUAUGCAGUGUCUUAGCAAUAGUCAUUAUAAUGCCCACCCAGAGGUGGGUAGUAACUCUUCAUCAUGAAAAUGAUAUAUUACAUAUUUAGUAUCUUCCCUUUGCAGUAUUGCACUUUUGUUUAACUAGAGUACACCUAUGAAAUAGCCAAAGUUUUUCACAGUUAACUUAGUUUGCCAGUGGAGUAUUUCAACACCAUCCAUUCUUCCCUUCUCUCCCUCUAGAUCUACCCACAAUAGUCUUUAUUCCUUUUUUUCCCCAAUUUAAAAAAAUAAAAAGGAAAGGAAAAAAAAAGCCCUAGAUCUUGUCACUAAAAUCUAAUUUAUAUCAAAUUUAUGAGAUAAAGUAUUUUCCUAAUUAUGGUCAAGUGAAUUUGGUUAACAUCCUAGUGAUUCUAUGUAAUAAGGCAAUUACAGUUUUCAAAGCAUUAUGGUUAAUAAUAACUUUAAACAUUCUCUUGGGUUUCAAGACACUUCUAUUUAGUAUUCACUGGGGGAAAGUCCAGCUAUCAGCUUAAAAAAAAUGCAAGUAUGGUUGUGUAAAGUUAAGGGUUAUAAGGAGAAAAAAAAUCAAUAGAAUUACAUAAUACUAAAGUUACAGUUGAAAGGUAUCCAAGUAUGUGUUCGUAGUUACUAAAAAAAAUUAUAGCUGUUAUUGCCUUGUGUUUAUAGCCCUUGUUUCAGGUUUCAUGCUCCCAAGUCUUAGUCCAAGUUUUCUUUUGGACAUUUGCAAUAUUUACCAGUUGUGUUCUGUGUAGUCCGAAUUUGCUUUCUGUAGUUGAGCAAACGUCUUAAAAGUCAUUUGUAAUUUAUUAAAUUACUUUCUAUGAUGUUCUAUAGAGCAAAUGGAAGUUUAAUUAUUUUUUAUUAAACAUAUUCUUUGACUACCCAUGAUGUCAGCCUCUGUACAUGACAAUAAUUUUUUUUAAUUGAAUUUUAUGUAUAAUUUAUGUUAUACCGGUUAUGACAGAAACCAGUUAUAAAUCUUUAAAAAGAAAGUAUACACUGAAAAAAUUUAAAACACAGGAAUUGGCUAUAAUUAUAUCCACAAUAUUACAAAUGGUGUUAAUUUUUUCAAUUUGAUUUGAUUGCUGACCCAUUGAUACCAAUGGUUGUUCCAGAAAAAAAAAAAAAACUUUUUGAAAUCUUAAUUGUUAAACUCAGUUAUGCAGCCUAAUCCCUACCCCAUGUCCAGCAUAUAUUAUUUCCUCAAGAUUUCUUUCCCUACACCUUUAAAAUAAUGCUAGAGAUAUUUGGAGAUACACCUACCUCUUUUAGACAUCCAUUUUGGAAAUAUUUUUCUCCUGGUCUUAAGAGAUUUUCCUGCCAUUUUUGAUAACAUUUUUUGUAAACUUUAAAGAAAACUGUUUUCCUUUUCAUUACAAAAGUAAAGUAGUGGAGUCUCAUCAUACAGUCAUUUCACUUGUACACAUUCAAUUAUACUCUCAUGCUUGGAAAGCCGUUUUUUUUCUUUUUGUACAAUAUAGCAUGUAAACAAGCCAACUGCUUCAUCUAGUGCUUUGCCCAGGGAAAUGGUAAUCUGUUCCAGUGCAGGAGAAAGAACUGGUGUGUUGGAUGUUCCUGAGAGACUACACGUAAUACUUUAUGCAAUAAUUUUAUAACUUAAUCUCUACAUAAAUGCAACUCCAGUACAUAAGCUAUUUAUAAGAAAUGCUGAAAACACCAAGGAAAAGUAUUUAAAUCAUGUAUAUAUAUCAGUCCAGAGAUACACACUGUGGAUAUGUCAGGUUUUUUUUAUAUAUGUUAUAUACAUUUUAUAUAUAAUCAGUUACAUGUGAGGCAUAAUACUUAGUGUGCUGCCCUUAAUAUACAGCCCUAAAUCAGAUACCCUGCAAUAUGGUUUGUAAUACAUGCUAUUGGCUCAUACAUGUGUAAUUUAUUUAGCCAUUUGCUUAAAAGUUCUUCUUUGGGUUUAUGCAUUUUAGCGUCCAUACAUAGAAAUUUGUUUUUCUUAAAGAAUUUAAGUGGCGAUUCAUAUGACCAUCAGCAGCAUAGAUUCUGUGCAUGCUGCCUUACCACAAAUUUUUACCAAUACUGUGCAUUGUCCUUUUAAAUAAUCUUUGCCAAACUAAUCAAAAAUAACAUCUUGAUCUUUAAAAUUAACCUAUUGAUCUUUUUUCUAAAAGCUAAUGCAUAUUAAGGAUAUCCAAGGGGAGAGGAGCAACAAAAUAAAAAUCCCCCACAAUGCUGAGAUGCAGAUAAUUGUUAACCUUUUGGUCACUUUCUUUGCAUAUACGUAUUAAUACAACUAUUUUAGUAAGAAUGGAGUUUUUCUGUACAUACCACUUUGUAACUUUAUUCACUUACCAUAUUGUGAUUAUCUUUCCAUGUCUUUAAAAAAUCUGCAUUAUUUUUAAAGGUUUUCUAAUAUCCCAUUAUAUAGGUACAUGAUAUUUUACUUAAUACCCUAUUAUUCAGCAUUUUAAAUUUUUUACAGUUUGGGGCUAUUUAAGCAAUAAUGCUUGUAGUUAAAACUUUGCACCUAUUUAUGAUUCUUCAGCUAGAAUAAAUUCCUAGAUGUAAAACUGUUGUGUUCAAAUUUUAAGACCAGUAAGAUUGUACAAUUUUAUACCCCAACAGCAGAUCAUGAAAUUGCCUCCUUAAAUCUUGCCAACACUGGACAUUAUCAUUUUUUUAAUCUUUGUCAAUUUGAUAGCUUAAAAAAUAGGUUCUUAUUUUAACUUAUAUUUGGCUAUUAGAAAUACAGAUCUUUUCAUAAGGCCAUUUAUAUUUCUUCAGCUGGGGAUAAACUAUGUUUUUUGAGACCUGUUAUACAAGUGGUAAAUAUUAACCCCAGUUUUUCUGUUAAUUUUGCUUGUGUGUGUGUGUGUGUGUGUGUUUAAUAGAUUUUGUCUUUUGCAGCAGAUAUACAUAGAGCUCCCAUUUGCCCCUCUCCGCCACGCAGACUGUUUCCCCUGUUAACGUCGUGCAUUUGUGUGGUACAUUUGUUACAAUUGAUAAACCAAUAUUGAUAUAUUAUUAUUAAAAUAAGUGAAGUCCAUAGUUUACAUUAGGUCUCACUCUGUUGUAGGGUCCUAUGGGUUUUGACAAAUGCAUGUCGUCAUGGAGGUUAGUUUCAAUGUCCUAAAAAUGCUUCAGUUAACAAUAUACAUUUAAGGUUCCUCCCUGGUUUUGUUUUUGGUUGUUUGAUAGCUCAUUUCUUUUUAUUCCUGAAUAAUUCUCUAUUGUCCAGAUGUGCCUCAGUUUGUUUAUUCAUUCGUCUAUUGAAGGGCAUCUUGAUUGCUUCCAAUUUUGGGCAAUUAUGAAUAAAGCUGCUAUAGACAUUUGUGUCCAGGUUUUUAUGUAGACAUACAUAUUUUCAACUCAUUUUUUGUUGGUUGCCAUUUAGUCGAUUCUGACUCAUGGAGACCCCAUAUGACGGAUAAAGAAACAAAUGCUGGAAGGUUAAGUCGCUUGCCCACAGCCGUGGAGCUAAGAGUAACCCACAGGCAGUCUCACUCAGAGUCUAUGCUUGUUGACCAUUAAGUAAGACUUGUUAUUGCCUGUUUAUGCAGGGGCCUUGACAGGAUUUGGUGAUUCAGUGGAUGAGAAACAGAAGAAUGGCUCUCAGGUCUCCAGCUUGAGCAACUGGGUCAGCGGUGGCAGUUCCAGUAACGAGACUUGAUGAGGCUAGAGACAAAGCAGAUUUCGGAAGAAAGAUCAUGAGUCUUUUGGACAUGCUUAUUCUGAAGUGUCUAUGAGGCAUGCUGACAGAGUGGUUAAGAGCUCGGCCGCUAACCAAGAGGAUGUCAGAAUCCACCAGCUGCUCCUUGAAAACCCUAGGGGGCAGCUCCACUCUGUUGUAUAGGGUCACUAUGAGUCAGAAUCGACUCGACAGCAAUGGGUUUUUUUUUGUUGUUUGUUUUUAUGAGGCAUGC
Loxodonta africana (African savanna elephant) is the source of this 14485-nucleotide messenger RNA. It is a transcript of the gene CHD9, whose product is annotated as chromodomain helicase DNA binding protein 9. Gene Ontology annotation, molecular function: ATP-dependent chromatin remodeler activity; ATP binding; protein binding. Lineage: Eukaryota; Metazoa; Chordata; Mammalia; Proboscidea; Elephantidae. The record is from RefSeq and is a predicted model, not a curated record. Bases 293 to 8896 code for a protein of 2867 amino acids. The transcript is spliced from 38 exons.